AUGUCAGAAUCUCAAGCAUUUAUUUCAUCUAUCUAUAAAGCUGAUAUCUCAGAAAUCUAUCGAGUUCUCCGCCGAACAGGCAUUUUUCCACACAAAUGCAAAGACUCAAGAGGCUACACAGCUCUUCAUAUAGCUAGUAUUAACUCAAAUUAUGCAGUUAUGGAAUUUUUAGUCGAUUAUGUAAUCAUCAUUCAGAUCAGGCGAACAUAUGGCCUUGAAGCUCCAAAGAUUUUAAAAGCCUGAGCGAAUGAAAAAACUUCUGAUGGAUUUUUACCCUUGCACUUUGCUUCUUUCAGUGGCCAUUUGGUAUUUUUAAUAUAGAGAAUCAUUAAGCUUCUAAUUGAAAUUGGGUCAGAGUUGCAUGUAAAAAAUAACCAAGGGCUUACUUUAAUGCAUGUAACAGCGCAAGGUGACCAGCCUUUGGUUUUAGCUUAUUAUAGAGAGCUUGGUUUAAAUAUUGAUGAUAUUGAUGAAAAAGGGGGAACUCCAUUGCAUUGGGCAUGCUAUAUGGGCUGCGAAACUGCAGCUUCUUUAUUAUUGGCAUGAGGUGCAGAUCCCAGCAAGCAAGAUUCCGAAGGACAUACUCCUCUUCAUCUUGCAACCACAGCUAACAACACAAGAAUAAUCAGAAAUCUAUUACUCAAAGGGUCAAUAAGAAACAUAAAGGCAAUCUUUAUAUUAGGAUAAAAAAGGUAGGUAUCCUAUUGAUAUAGCAAAUGAAGGAAAGCAAAAAUCAUCAAUAAAAUUACUUCGGCCUAUUGGAAUUUUUUCUGAAUGUGGGGUCAAGCCGCCACUGCGGCCGCCUAAGAAAAGCUAUUCUUCACUUUUAGUAUUUUUGUUGGUAUUUAUAGGAGGAAACUUGUUAAAAAUAUUUAUUGUUGAUGAAUACGUUGGAAAAGGAUUGAGGAUCACUUAUAGCCUGUUAAUUAUUUUUGUAAGCAUUUGUUUUUUUAUCACAUGGCUAAAAGACCCUGGAUACAUUAAGCCAGGCGAAAACGAAUCAAUAUUUCAUCUAUAUGAGCAAUACGAAACUCAUUUAAUAUGCCCUGAUUGUGCUGUUUAUAGGCCAGCAAGAUCUAGACACUGUCAAACAUGCAAUAAAUGUGUUGAGAAAUUCGACCACCAUUGCCCAUGGAUUAACAAUUGUAUAGGUGCUAAAAAUAUUGGUGUGUUUUAUAUUUUCAUAUGUAGCAUAUGGAUCUCAUUGAUUUUUGCAAUUUCUUUGAGUUUGAAAGUUUUAAUUGAUCCUGAAUUAGAUGCCCAUGCGUUUGAUGUCGCACUUGAAACUUCAGUAGCGUUUUCUGUAAUAACAAUUAUUAUUGCAAGUGCUUUUAUGAUGCCAGUCUUACUUACUUAAUAUUUACAGGCGUCCGCCUAGUGUUGACGCAGUCACCAAGGACCCAGUAUUAGGGGUUCACCUGCUUUGCGGUAUAGUCCAAACUGGCCAUAUAAACCAGUCACCAGGACAUACACCUACUCCUUCCCACGCGCGUGAGCCGUGGCUUAGUGUUGAGUGGGCGGGCUAUGGGCUUCUGCGGCUGCUGCUUGAGUUGCGUUGAGCAUGGGCCAGGCUCUGCUCUGCAGAAUUGCUUACCAUGGCAUUGUUGCUCAUUUCCGGAAUGGCAAAACCUUGCCGGAUAUAAUUAAAAUAUGGGUCGAGUAUGUGUGGCCGGAGGCCACACUCAGACGAAGACGCCAUAUUUUAAUUAUUUUUUAAUGCCAGUCACAUUUUUAGUGUCAGUCCAGACUAAAAACUUCUGAACCAACAGAACUACAAGUGAAAGAUUUUCGAAACCGAUGAAAUCCAAAGAGUCAGCUUCUUCAACUGUUUCUUUCUUGUCGAUAGACCAAAAUGGCUUUAAAAACUGUUGGGAAAUGCUAUGCAAUAAAGGAGUUUCUUCAAGAGUUUCUCAUGAAUUCAGGCCUCAUGAAGAUCAUGAAAUCAGCUUUUUAGAUAUUGUAAAGAAUUAUGAGAAAGAAUAUGGAGACUCAAAAGUUUAA
This is a messenger RNA of Blepharisma stoltei, 2001 nucleotides long. NCBI's taxonomy places the organism in Eukaryota, Ciliophora, Heterotrichea, Heterotrichida, Blepharismidae. The record is from the annotation of a GenBank genome assembly.